Molecule: messenger RNA, 2316 nt
Organism: Vombatus ursinus (common wombat)
Lineage: Eukaryota; Metazoa; Chordata; Mammalia; Diprotodontia; Vombatidae
Product: tissue alpha-L-fucosidase-like
Exons: 8
Coding region: 16-1419 (467 amino acids)
Biological process (GO): fucose metabolic process; glycoside catabolic process
Cellular component (GO): lysosome
Molecular function (GO): alpha-L-fucosidase activity
Source: RefSeq, a predicted model, not a curated record
CUCGGUAAUAGUCGGAUGGCGAUCUCCUGGAUGGGCGCCACGGUGGCCUCGGCGGCCCAGCGGCGUCGCAGGUGGCUGCAGCUGCAGCUGCCGCUGCUCCUGCUGGCGGCCUCGGCCUCGGCGCGCUACACGCCGGACUGGGAGAGCCUGGACUCGCGGCCGCUGCCCUCCUGGUUUGACGAGGCCAAGUUCGGCCUGUUCGUGCACUGGGGCGUGUACUCGGUGCCGGCCUGGGGCAGCGAGUGGUUCUGGUGGAGCUGGCAGGGCCGGCACGAUCCCUCGUACGAAGCCUUCAUGCUGCAGAACUACCCCCCGGGCUUCUCCUACCCCGACUUCGGCCCCCAGUUCCGGGCCAGCUUCUACGACCCCAAGCGAUGGGCCGACCUCUUCGAGGAAUCCGGGGCCAGGUAUGUGGUCCUGACCAGCAAGCAUCAUGAGGGCUACACACUCUGGCCCAGUCCUACAUCUUGGAACUGGAAUUCUAUGGAUGUAGGGCCACACCGAGAUCUGGUGGGUGAAUUGGGACGUUUCCUCCAAGAGAAGAAUAUCCAUUAUGGACUAUACCACUCACUCCUGGAAUGGUUUCAUCCUUUGUAUCUGCUUGACAAGAAAAACAACUUCACAACCCAGAACUUUGUCAAGACCAAGACCCUACCAGAAAUGAUUGAUCUUGUGAACAAGUACAAACCUGACCUGAUCUGGUCUGAUGGAGAAUGGGAAGCCCCUGACACUUACUGGAAUUCCACCGAGUUCCUUGCCUGGCUGUACAAUGACAGCCCUGUAAAGGAUCAAAUUGUGGUGAAUGAUCGAUGGGGCAAGGACACUGGGUGUAAACAUGGGGGCUACUUCAACUGUAUGGACAAAUACAAGCCAACGACUCCUCCACAACACAAGUGGGAGAUGUGCACCAGCCUGGAUAAAAGAUCGUGGGGGUAUCGUCGAAACAUGGACAGCAGUGAUGUCAUGACCCAUUUAGAAAUCAUUGAGGAACUAAUUUUUGUCGUGAGCUUUGGAGGAAACUAUCUGCUUAAUGUUGGGCCAACAAAAGAUGGGAUCAUUCCCCCCAUUUUUGAAGAAAGGCUCCGUAGUGUGGGGAGCUGGCUAAAAACCAAUGGAGAGGGAAUCUAUGCUUCUAAGCCAUGGAGGGUGCAAAUGGAGAACGUCACCACCCCCAUAAGGUUCACCGUAAAGCAAUCUGGUGUGUACGUCUUCUACAGCAAUUGGCCACAGGAUGGAGUGCUCCGGCUGACCUCCCCCAUCCCAACAAAUAGGACAACAGUGAGCAUGUUGGGAGUCCCAGGGUUUCUGAAGUGGUCACAAGACUCAGUGGACCAAGGCCUCUUUGUUUACCUUCCCCAACCAUCUCCAGCUAUUAUAAAGAUGAUGGUUUGGACCCUCAAACUAGAGGAAGUCAAGUGAGGCACCUGUGGUUUGAUUUUUGCUUCUAAGACGUGAGCAUUGCAGUAAAUUGGUUCCACUCUUCCUUAACCUAAGAUGAUAGUUUCUGACCCAUCUUAAUCAAAGGACAAUGCACCCUGUCUGACCUCAGUGGAUACCUCUGAUUUAUAAGCCUGCACCUUCCUCCAUGAAAGAAAGGCCUUUCAGGAGGGAGAUCUCAGUGUCUCCCUAUCCUUAGGCAUGUAGUUAACCUCAAAAAUUAUUUAGGAUGGAUGUCUCCUCUUUUUCCCCCCCCACCCCGCAUACCACCUCUGUGGCAGGUGCCUCCAUCCUGUAAGUAGGGGUCAGGCACUAGAAGACAGAAGGAAGUAGAACAGGCUUAGCCAGGUAAUGCCACCUUGGCUGGUUUGGUGUCAGCUAGUAAUUGAGGAAACUUCCUCAAGGGUUAGCAGGAGCCUGAAGAAAUGGGGAUCCCAGGAAAAUGCAGCACUGAAUGAGCAGGGGGCAGGGGCCUAGCUAGAGGGCCAUGUUUGUGAAUUCAGCAGCACCUGUCCAGGGGCACAAGAGCAGGAUGGCACCCCUGGCUAUCCCUGGCAUUCCACUUCUUAGACUUACACCCACCACCCACCAUGGCUGCAUUAGAAAGCCCCAGGUGUAAUUCUAAACAAUGGUUGGUAAUUGGUUGGGGUAGGGAACAGAAUGGGAAAUGAGGCUUGGUGACAUCCAUAUGAUGGAAGAUUUGUUUUUUUUUUUCAUUCUAAUCUGAAAAGCCAUGAAUGACACCUGCUGUUAAAUUCUCUUUCAAAAUGAACAAUUAAGGAACAAAUGCUCUAAUUUCGUUUUUCUGUCCUCUGCCUCUUUGUAUGUGAAUGUUUUGACACCUGUUAAAAAAAAAAGUAAACUUUUUCCAUUUAAAAA